AUGCGGGAAGUCAAUUUCAGCAUCCCCAAUGUGAACAAGGCCUCGGUCAACAUCACCACCACACUCUACGACCGCCGUGCUCUUGAUUGCACAUCAACACUACCGCUAAUCAACUCGCUUAAUCACCUUGCCUACCUCACAACAUCGUCCGCCCGCAUUCGAGAUAUCCUCACCGUUGAUGGCGGCAUCGAGCGCCUGGUAUGCAUCCUCAAGGAGGGCCGGAGCAAGGACUUGAUGGAAAUGUGGAAAUGGAGCCUGGCUUUCCAAUGUGUUGUCAACAUUGGAGUGCGCGGCUCUGAGGGUGUAAGGACCCGUGUGGUGGAAGCUGACAUGGUCCCCGUCAUUGCCACGAUUCUCAACAAUUACAUCAAAGUGGUGGACAAAGUGCGGGCGCGCAAUGAGCCUGAGCCCGCCGAGGAGUCUUCCAAAGAAGCAAAGCCCAGUAGCAGCCGAGAUGAUUCUGCUCGUUCUACCCCUAUGGAUGUAGAAAUCCAUGUCGAUUCCCACGCUCAUCUCGAAGCUCAUUCCGAAGCUCAUCCCGAAUCACACCGCCGUCGACAAGCCCCUCCUCCGAACAUCGAAAUCCCCCAGCCACUCUACCAGGACAGUCCACCAAACGAUUCCGAUGCCAUGGAUGUUGCUUCUCCUCACCGUGAACCCAUGACGUCCCCACCAGAACGGAGUACUUUUGGACAGGAACCCCAUAACCACCGUGCCCAGGAUGGACGGCUGCCACGUACAAGUCAUCGCCUACGGUCAAUGCAGCCUCUGGCUACAGCUGUUUCCUCAAUGGAUACCACGGAUGGAUUUGGACUACGCCCUGUGCGUGACACCGAGCGCCUUCCCAGCAUGCUUCCUAGUCUGCAGACUGGGACCGUCUCACAACCCGAUUCCCCAACCACUCCAAGCGGCCCUCUCCACUCACAACCCCGGAGCCUUCCCCAAACGAUUGCCGCCAGACAGCGUCCUUCGAUUCGUCAGCAGCAGUCUGCUUCUGGUGAGUCGGAUGAUGCCACCGGUGAAGACUCGACUAUGAGAGAAGAUAGCGCUAUGGGCCAAACCGCUGAAACUAUCGUUACACUUCCAAAUAGGAUGGAAAUCGAUAGCGUUGAUGAGCGGGAAACGACAAUGCUAGACGACGUCUCUACAACCCACGACUUGACGGUCACCGAUCCCUCGGAGGAGGGCGGUCCGGAGGUAGAGACUUUCAACAUCACACGCCGCUCGACCGUCGAUGGUAGCAUAAUUAAUGCCGGCAACACACAAACCAAUGGCGGACUGGGUCUCUCCCCCACCCAGGCCACCAACAACCCUAAUUCCCCAACUCUCGCCCCCAGUCCUUACGCCUUGUACCUCCGUGAUCGCAAUGCUCCUGCCGCCCAAGGAGUGUUGACCACCAUGCCUCGUGAUGAGGAUGUCCUCAUGUCCCUGCAGCUUCUGGCAUAUAUCUCCAAGUACUGCAAUCUUCGAGCAUUCUUCCAGUCCUCUCAUCUCGUCCCCAGGUUGAAAAUUGAUCGCGAACUCCACCUUUUGGAUGACAACGCCGACUCUUCUUCGCCAAUUGACAUGUGCGAAGAAGAGGACGAGUACUUGCUCCCUGAUGAUGUCAACAUUUUCCCCCUGGUGGAGAAAUUCACUGUUAGACAUCAUUCCAAGGACAUGCAGUACUGGGCAUGCGUGGUCAUGAGAAACCUUUGCCGUAAGGACGAGGCGAGAGGCGGCAUUCGCCAAUGCGCCUACUAUAAGUGUGGCCGGUGGGAGGAGUACCAGCGUCAAUUUGCUAAGUGUCGACGCUGCCGUCGUACCAAAUACUGCAGCAAAGAGUGUCAGAAAUCCGCAUGGGUGUACCAUCGGCACUGGUGCCAUACAACCCCCUGA
Messenger RNA from Penicillium soppii, 1878 nucleotides. It is a transcript of the gene samB, whose product is annotated as MYND-type zinc finger protein MUB1. The transcript has a single exon. The coding region runs from base 1 to 1878 and encodes 625 amino acids. Gene Ontology annotation, biological process: establishment or maintenance of cell polarity; ubiquitin-dependent protein catabolic process. Gene Ontology annotation, cellular component: MUB1-RAD6-UBR2 ubiquitin ligase complex. Lineage: Eukaryota; Fungi; Ascomycota; Eurotiomycetes; Eurotiales; Aspergillaceae. The record is from RefSeq and is a predicted model, not a curated record.